UGGUGGUCAGUUUGGAUGUUUUUUCUUUUUUUGUUGUUGUCGAAGUAACCUUAGGAAACUAUCAAAGUUUACCCUCAGCGACAGGAUAACACUUCCUCUGUUUUGGCUUGUUAUUCCCAGCGACCUCUCACGGUGUGUUAACGCGACUUUUUUAAAGGAUUUAUCAUUUUUAUUUCCUCUGAGGCGUCCUGAAGGGAGCUAACCAGCGUUAGCAUUGGGCUAGCAUGACAACCAGAAGAAGAAAUGCCAUCAUCAUCAUCCUCCCCUGUGGCGUUGCUAGCAGCAGGUCUCCAUCAUGGUCUGCAGCUGUGAGCCUAUUGCUCCCAAAUGGAUGAUGAUUAUCAUGUCAGCCUCCCACAUCUGUAUCAGUCACUCACUCCCCCAGGCAUUCUCGGCCAUCCCUGCAGGAGCACCAUCUCCAGCGGGCCAUCUCGGCGCAGCAGGUAUACGGCGAGAAGCGGGACAACAUGGUUAUCCCCGUCCCCGAGGCGGAGCGCAACAUCACGCACUACGAUUCCCUUUACCCCGGGGAGUUCAAGAUGCCAAAGCAGCUUAUUCACAUACAGCCUUUCAGUUUGGAUGCGGAGCAGCCAGACUACGACCUGGAUUCAGAGGACGAGACGUUUGUGAAUAAGCUGAAGAAGAAAAUGGAAAUCACAGCCCUACAGUUUGAGGAAAUGAUAGACCGCCUGGAGAAAGGCAGCGGACAGCAGCUCGUCAGUCUCCAGGAGGCCAAGCUGCUGCUGAAGGAGGACGAUGAGCUGAUCAAGGAGGUGUUCGACUACUGGAGCCGCAAGAGGAAAACCUGCACGGGGGGGUCCCUCAUCCCCACCUGCAAGGGGGAGAAGAGGGACGGCUCUAGCACCAGCGACCCCUACGUGGCCUUCCGCCGACGGACGGAGAAGAUGCAGACCAGGAAGAAUCGAAAGAACGACGAGGCAUCGUAUGAGAAGAUGCUGAAGCUGCGCAGGGACCUGAGCCGAGCGGUCACCAUCCUGGAGAUGAUCAAGAGGAGGGAGAAGAGCGAGAGGGAACUGCUGCACCUCACACUGGAGAUCGUGGAGAAGAGGAAUGUAAUGCCAGACUAUGGCAGUGAGGUGAUGGCGGAGGCUCUUGCACAGCGAGCUCUGGUGAAGCCUGUCUACACCAUCCCCAUCAUUCCCCCGUCCAACAGCAACCAGUACAGACACCAGGACCACUUGGACAUGAAGGACUACAAGAAGCCGGAGAAGACGGAGGCAAUAAGAACCAAGAGGAAAUACGAAAAGAAACCCAAGAUCCCGCCUCUGUCAGCGCCUCAACAUUCAGGACCCUCCGUGUUCAAUCCCAAGGACCUCAACCAGUACGAUUUCCCCAGCUCAGACGAAGAACCCUUCUCACAGAUCCAUUCAGGUUCUUCAGAGGCAGAGGAGGAGAACGACCCAGAUGGCUGCUAUGCGUUCAGGAGGAAGGCCGGCUGUCAGUACUACGCUUCUCGUCCGGAGCAAAGUGGCAGCUGGCCCUGGGUCAGCCCGUCUGACGGGGGUCUCGGAGACUCUCGCUUCCGUUACUGUCUGACUUCGCUGAACGUGCCGCGGCGAUGCAUCGGUUUGGCCCGGCGCCGGAUGGGCAGAGGAGGAAGGGUCUUGUUGGACCGAGCGCACACAGAACUAGACGCCGUCUGUCAGAGUUUGGACUCCGACCCGGAGCCCGAGCCGCUCUCCUCUCCACUUCCACGCUCUCCACUCCGCAACUCCAACGGCAGUACCUCAGAAACCAAUACCUCGCACCCCACCAGCUCCUCCCACCCCCCCGCCUCUUCAUCGCCAUCAUCGCCAGCCCCUAUGGACCUCAGCCAGAUUAUUUUGAACAUUAAAUCCAGCCGCUGGAGGCACUUCAGACCACGGACGCUAUCCCAUCACCCCUCGGGUGGAGGAGACUUGUCUCGCAGAGGAUUUAGGGAUUUUAGCCGCACGGUGUCAGCACUAACCCGGACUCUGUCGGGAGGAACCAACUCCCGGACCCGCCCCGGACCCCCACCCCCCCCCAUCAACGUGUUCACAGCGGAGCAGUACCAGCAGCACCAGGAGCAGCUGGCCCUCAUGCAGAAACAGCAGCUGGAGCAGAGCCAACAGCAGCAAGCCAACAACCCUGCAGUCCCAACACACAACACACAGGCUCUCGUGUCCAAGACGUUGGACCAGGCCAGCGCUCAGUUUGCUGCGUCGGCGCUCAUCACCACCAACCAGCUGCUCACCUUCAAGUCCAAAGAGGAGCUGGUUCUGGGGGGCGGGGUCAACGGGGUCAUGGCGGGGGCAGGUGUUUUCAAGGGCUUGCAUCUCUCCGGCCCCCCCGCCGCCCUCCACCAGACCACCCAGUCUCCCCGCACCCCCCCCUCCAUGGCCCCCGCCUUCCUGCAGCCCUCCUCCAACUCGGCGUCCCCGGCCGUCCCCACCUCCCUCACCUCCACCUCCACCCCCGGCGCCCACGCAGCAGCCGCGCUGGGGAUUCUGGGAUGCAGCGCCGCCAACGCCACCCCCGCCACCACUCAGGUCCUCAUCGGGAACAACAUCUGUCUGAGCGGGCGCCACAUCCCCCGGACCCUCGGCCCCGUGCCAUCCUCUGCCUUAAAGCUGUCGGCCUCCACCAACCUGACCAUGCCCAAAGUCUCCGGGGCGGCGGCCAUGGAGCUGGGCUCGAGGGAUAAUCACGACGAGGAGAAGCCAGCACUGAACAGUAUAGCAGACAACACAGUGGCCAUGGAGGUGACGUAGUAGCGGGGGGGGGUCCCCUCUUUAGGUGCUGUGCAUCGUAGCAUCGGGAAUGCAAAGGGACAGCAGGACUCUGAUGCAGACUGACAGAAUGAUCCUCAUCUCGCAUACUUUUUCAACCUUUUAUUUUUUUUUGUUAAAAGUAAAAAGAUCAACUUGUAAAUUAUGAAUAUGGCAAAAUUAGUAUCUGUACAGUAACUACAUAUUUGUAAUAUCCCCCUUGUAUAUAUUACUUGAAUACAGAACUGUCCAUUUGUGAUGUUUUGCACUUGGGAAAAAAAAGAAAGCCAAGUAACCUGUGGCAGUGAGAGGCGUGUAUAGACAAGAGUUUUAUCAUCAUGUGCAUGGUGCGGAGCCUGCUGCUUUUAUCUAUUUAUUGUGCUGUGUUUACAGUUUCUUUAUUUUGCUUUGUUCUGUUUUUUAUUUGUACACUGUACCUUUGUUGGUUCCUGUGCUGUAGUAAAUGUUAGGUAGCUACGGACUCCUGGGUAUUUUGUAUAUUGUGAACACAAAGCAGGUUCCCCCCCCCCCCCCCCCACACAUUUAUUUCUGGUCCCUGUGCUUCUCUCUGUGGAUCAUGUGAAAAUAAAUGGUGACAUACGGACCGGAGUCCAGGAGAAGGAGGAAGAGGAGGAGGAAGAUGAGGCGCCCCUCUUCCUGGAGCUUCCAUUAACAUCGUCCCAAACACAAGUAACAAAACAGGGAUGAAGUCUCUUCCCAGAAGCCUUUGCUGCUUCUGAUUAAAGCACUAUUUUUUGUGAUGUUUUCGUUCAUGGUUUUGAUAAAUAUUAAUGCUGCUUUUGUAUUUUUGUUUUUUUAAAAGGGGUUGUUCUUCAUUUUCAUGCAACCUUUUAUAUUUGUUUUAUCACAGACAUUUUUUUUGUAAAACAAAAAUUCAGUUAUUUUUGUAUUUUUAUUUUGUUCUUGUGGUAAACUUGAUUGUAAGCUUUCCGUUAAUUGAAAGACUUCAUUCUUUUGUUAAUUUGUUACUUGUUCAUGCAUAGGUGAUAAGGGAGGUGAAUGGGCAGUUAUUGCUGUACGUGUUUCAUCAUUCCAUUUUUUAAUAACAAAAAAUGCUAAUGAGGGGCAGGGGGUGGGAAGAACGGCAGUUCUCUCCACUCUCUCUUCCCCUUUUUCUUUAUUUUCUUUGAAAAAAUAAUCUCCAGACGGCUGCAAGGCCAAAAACCACAAGUAUUGGGUGCCUUCCUUUGGGGAAUUUAAUGUACUCUCUUCUGUGAAGAGUUAGGCACAAAGGCAGCAUUACUUAGUAGUGCUUCUCGUCUUUGUCACAAUCUGAAUGCCCAGUCCAAUGGCAGGAUUUAUCCUUGAGGUUUACUUGUCCCACCUGGAGGCUGAAAAACAAAAAAAAAUGUGACAGAACUCUCACUAAAAUAAGACAAUAAAGCCCAGGGCAUUAAAUGUGAA
Gymnodraco acuticeps is the source of this 4175-nucleotide messenger RNA. RefSeq names its product enhancer of polycomb homolog 1-like. The record is from RefSeq and is a predicted model, not a curated record. The transcript is spliced from 15 exons. Gene Ontology annotation, cellular component: piccolo histone acetyltransferase complex. Gene Ontology annotation, biological process: regulation of transcription by RNA polymerase II. The coding region runs from base 468 to 2753 and encodes 761 amino acids. NCBI's taxonomy places the organism in Eukaryota, Metazoa, Chordata, Actinopteri, Perciformes, Bathydraconidae.